Synchiropus splendidus (mandarinfish) is the source of this 2462-nucleotide messenger RNA. Its product is annotated as prostaglandin E2 receptor EP1 subtype-like. Gene Ontology annotation, cellular component: plasma membrane. The transcript is spliced from 4 exons. Gene Ontology annotation, biological process: adenylate cyclase-activating G protein-coupled receptor signaling pathway; positive regulation of cytosolic calcium ion concentration; inflammatory response. Gene Ontology annotation, molecular function: prostaglandin E receptor activity; thromboxane receptor activity. NCBI's taxonomy places the organism in Eukaryota, Metazoa, Chordata, Actinopteri, Syngnathiformes, Callionymidae. Bases 339 to 1463 code for a protein of 374 amino acids. The record is from RefSeq and is a predicted model, not a curated record.
CUCAGAGGUGAAGUCAGCUGGCUGCAGUUCGGUGUGUGCAGCAGCCAGGGUCAGCGUGAGAGGCAGCAGCGGCUGGGGCGAUGGGACCGGGAGCCCAGCUGCUUCCCUCCCUCCGUCGUUCAGUCUCAUAGCUGCCGUGUUUCAGCCAGCAUCAAAUACCAUGAGUCGCUGGGACUUGUCUGACUUCAGCCUGUGGAUUUCUACAGUUGAAGGGCACGUUCAAGCCACACUCCUGGGUCGGUGUGUGGAGUCUGCUGAGGACUUCUGAGGACUCCGGUGCUGCUCAGAAACCUCCCUUAAUUUACUGGGUUUAGCUCCGCCUCAGGAGCCGGGCCGUAAUGCUGGCGAUGCAGCGCCACAACGCCUCCGCCGGUCUCCCCGCUCCCGCGCUGAACCACUCCGACCAGAGGCUGCUGCUGCUGGAGGCCGUGUCUUCCAAUGGCACGCAUCCCCCCAGCUCGGCCACAGGCGCCGUGCUCUCCAUGACUCUGGGCAUGGUCUUCAACGUCACCGCCCUCAUCAUCCUGGCCAAGGCCUACAAGCGUUUCCGCCGACGCUCCAAAGCCACGUUCUUGCUCUUCGCCAGCUCGCUGGUGGCCACCGACCUGGCGGGUCACUUGAUCGCGGGAGCGCUGGUGCUGCGGAGAUACACGUCGGGCACUGGAGACCCCAGUCCUUGGGGGGAGACGGACGCCUCUUGCAUGUUCAUGGGCGGCUGCAUGGUGUUUUUCGGGCUGUGCCCUCUCUUCCUGGGCUGCGCCAUGGCGACCGAGCGCUGCAUGGGCGUGACCAGGCCUCUGCUGCACGCCCGCCUUGUGUCCACCGCCCGGACUAAGAUGGCGCUGGCCUUCAUCUGGCUGCUGGCCCUCGGCGUCUCCGUCCUUCCCUUCUUCAGCCUGGGAGCGUACACCUACCAGCACCCGGGGACCUGGUGCUUCAUCCGGGUGACGGAGGGCACCCGGGGCAUGGACCUCAUCUUUGUGGUCUUGUUCUCCUCACUGGCCUUCAGCUCCAUGGCCAUGGCGCUGGUCUGCAACACCAUCAGCGGGAUCACCCUGGUCAAAGCCCGGCUCACGAAGACCGCCCAGCGCUGCUCGGCCAGGUCACAUGACACGGAGAUGGUGGUGCAGCUGCUGGGGAUCAUGGUGGCCUGCUGCAUCUGCUGGGGACCCCUGCUGGUCCUGGGGCUGAUGUUGGCCACCUCGUCCUACAGAGGGACCCUGGGCAACAACAGAGAGAACUACAAAACCCUGAUGUUAACCUUUGUCAGGAUGGCGUCGUGCAACCAGAUCCUGGACCCCUGGGUCUACAUCCUGCUGCGCCGAGCCGUCCUGCAGAAGAUCUACCGCAUCACCAAGAAGCAGGCCAGUUUCAAGAGGAGCACCCUCCGCUCGCUGCGCCUGGACCUCAGCUCCCUGCAGGGCUCAGACAAGAGCAACAAAAUCGCUCAUCAAAGCCCCUGAACACGAGCAGCGGUUGGAUGAACUCUGGGACCGGAAAGUGAGAAUUCAACUGAACCCAUGAAGUAUUUCAAGGCAGCUCAAGUGAUUCUAAGUUUGUUUUAAAAAAUGAAAAUCCAGAGUUCAGAUGCUGAUCCUGAGGUCUGACUGUGGAUGGAAGGCCAGAUACUGUUGUGUAAAUAAAGAGUGCAACACAGUGCAGUCUUUUGUCUACAGAAAUGGAGCAGUCCAACUGAAAAAGGUGGUUGUUGGGAGGAAGGAGAAGAUCAGGAGGACAGGAAGGUGAAGGAGGUGUUGGUGGGAAGAAGGAGGACAGCAAGCCGUCCUCCCCCUGGUGGUGAAGCUGCAGAGCUGCGUGGCAGCGCUCGCCUUGACCUCUGUGGAAGCUGCAGAAUCACUUGCAGUCACAGCUGCGAGGAACUGUUUGUAGUGGUGAAGCAGGGCUGGUUUAAAUGUCCUCAACAUCUCCGUCCCAACCAGAGGGCCUGGAGGAUGUUCCUGUUAGCUGAACAAUGAGAGGAGAGUGUUUACUGAUGUGGGAUGAAGGAGGCCUCAGGGAGACCAUUCACUGUUCCUUUAAUCUUAUCUCAUCAUGGACGCGGUCUCUCUACUCGCUUGAGUUCAGUGGAAGAACUCAACAGUGUUGGUGACACAAGAUUGACCAAACAUCCUCUUGUUGAGGUACCGAGCACGGCUGUUGACAUUGAGUCUCUGACGUGAAUUUCGUCUGCAUGAGCGUCAAUAGUCAAUAUUUGAAGUGUCAAUCUUCAAGGCACACUCUUGGAUGUGUUUGCUGGAAACUUUUCUAAUUGUAUUCAGUCAAGUGGAAGGCAAAAGGUAAAGAGGAAACAGGUUGACUAGGUUUUACCGCUAAAAACCUCUGAGGGGAUGUAAUGUCAUCGACACCAGACUAAGGCUCAGUGAGAAUACAUGACGGGUUCUGCAGAAUGGCUUGUUUACCCUCUCAUUUUAUUGCCUGUCCUUUGUUCCCCAAGCUGUAAA